Messenger RNA from Gastrolobium bilobum, 2882 nucleotides. RefSeq names its product probable disease resistance protein At5g66900. Lineage: Eukaryota; Viridiplantae; Streptophyta; Magnoliopsida; Fabales; Fabaceae. The record is from RefSeq and is a predicted model, not a curated record. The coding region runs from base 4 to 2586 and encodes 860 amino acids. Gene Ontology annotation, biological process: defense response to fungus. Gene Ontology annotation, molecular function: ADP binding. The transcript has 5 exons.
GUUAUGGAUCUGUUAAGUGAAGGUGCUGUUGGAACUGUGAUGGGAGAGAUGCUGGAAGCGGCUCUUGAAGCCAUACAAAAGGGUCGAGAGUUCAGACCCACCCUUGAAAGCAACAUAGAAACGUUGAACUCUUUGACUCCACUUCUGGAAGAGAUGAAACGUUACAGCAAGGAGUUGGAUCACCCCAUAGAAGAGAUAGAAAAGCUUGAAACUGAAAUACGAGCUGGUGAAGAGCUUGUUCAGAAGUGUUCCAAAUUGAGUCGCUGGAGAUUUCUUUCUUUCCCCCAUAACCAGAGUAAGCUUAAGGCCAAGGAUGAGUCCCUGAAGAGGUGUUUUUCUUUUAACGUGCAAGCUGAGAAUACAAGGAACUUGAUGGAGAUCCUGACCAAGGUGGGAAAGAUUCUCGAGAUUCUGCUAAGUAAAGAGAAUUUCGAGGAAUAUCAGAUAAAGGGGCUAAGCGGGGCCCCUGAAGAACCACAAUGUAUUGGAAUGGAUGAGCCUUUGAACAAGUUGAAGAUUGAGCUGCUCAAGGAUGGCGAAUCGGUCCUUUUGUUAACUGGUUUGGGUGGAUCAGGCAAAAGCACACUGGCUAAAAAGCUCUGUUGGGAUCCACAAAUCAAAGGCAAGUUUGGGGAGAAUAUUUUCUUUGUCACCGUCUCAGAAACGCCAAACUUGAAGACCAUAGUACAGACAUUAUUUGAACACUGUGGAUGUCGAGUGCCUCAGUUUCAAAGCGAUGAGGAUGCAAUUAACCGAUUGGGACUUCUGCUGAGGCUUGUUGCAAAAAAUCCAACAUUGCUGGUCUUGGAUGAUGUUUCCUCAGAAACCCUUGUUGACAAGUUUAUAUUCCAGUUGUCAGAUUAUAAGAUUUUGGUGACUUCAAGGUUUGCAUUUCAAAGAUUUGGCACCCCAUGCCAGUUGGAUCCACUUCGUCAUGAUCAUGCAGUAUCCCUUUUCCAUCAUUUUGUUCAACGGAAAGGCCACAGCUCAUACAUGCCUGAUGAAAAUCUUGUCAAUGAGAUAGUGAGAGGUUGUAAAGGUUCACCAUUGGCGGUUGAAGUCAUUGCUGGAUCACUCUGUCAGCAGCCUUUUGAGGUCUGGAAAGAUAUGAAGGAACGUUUACAAAAUCAAUCCAUUCUGGAGUCUGGUAGUACUGACUUAUAUUAUCGCCUUCAACAAAGUUUAGAUACAUUGAAGGAUAAGUUCUCCAUCAACGAGAAAGAGUGCUUCAUGGAUCUUGGGCUAUUUCCUGAAGAUCAAAGAAUUCCUGUUACAGCCCUUAUUGAUAUGUGGACAGAACUGCAUAACCUAGAUGAAGAUGGUAGGAAUGCAAUGACCAUUGUCCAUGAUUUAUCCACAAGGAAUUUGAUUAAGGUUAUAGUUACAAGGAAAGUUGCAAAGGACGAAGACAUGUACUACAAUAACCACUUUGUCAUGCUGCAUGAUCUCCUCAGAGAGCUAGCGAUCCAUCUAAACAAAAGGGAACCAUUUGAACAGAGAAAGAGGCUAAUUAUUGACUUAAAUGGAGAUAAUCGUCCUAAAUGGUGGGUGGGACAGAAUCAGCAAGGAAUCAUUGGCAGUAUGUUUUCAUUCAUGUCAAGAAUUGGCAGCAUGUUUUCAUUCAUGUCAAGAAUUGGCAGCAUGUUUUCAUUCAUGUCAAGAAUUGGCAGUAUGUUUUCAUUCAUGUCAAGAAUGUUAAGAAAACAGAAACAGCUAAAGGUUGCUGCCCGCAUAUUGUCUAUAUCAACUGAUGAAACUUUUAAUUCGGAUUGGUGUGACAUGCAACCAGAUGAAGCAGAAGUUCAAGUUUUAAAUAUUAGCUCUAGACAGUACACCUUACCUGAGUUCACAGAUAAAAUGAGUAAACUUAAAGUUCUGAUAGUCACAAAUUAUGGUUUCCAUCCUACAGAAUUGAACAAGUUUGAGCUACUUGGUUUUUUAUCUAACUUGAAAAGAAUCAGAUUGGAGAAGGUUUCAGUUCCUUGCCUGUGCAUAUUGAAGAAUCUGCGAAAAUUGUCCCUUCGUAUGUGUAAGACAAAGCAGGCUUUUGAAAGCUAUUCUAUCCAAAUUUCAAAUGCUAUGCCAAAUCUAGUAGAGAUGAGCAUUGAUUAUUGUAAUGAUCUAGUUAAAUUGCCUGAUGGGCUUUGUAACAUUAAGCCAUUGAAGAAGCUUAGUAUCACUAAUUGUCACAAGCUUUCUGCACUGCCACAAGAAAUUGCAAAGCUUGAGAAUUUGGAAGUGCUAAGGCUUUGUUCCUGCUCUGAUUUGGUAGAGAUGCCAGACUCUGUUGGAGGGCUUAAUAAGCUGUGCUGUUUUGACAUCUCAGACUGUGUAAGUCUUAGCAAAUUACCAGAUGACAUAGGUGACUUGCAAAAGCUUGAGAAGCUCUACAUGAAGGGUUGCUCAAAACUGAGUGAAUUGCCAGACUCCAUCAUCAAUUUUGGACAUUUCAAGCAUAAAAUACUCGUGAUCUGUGACGAAGAAAGGGCUGCCUUAUGGAAACAAUUCCCCAGCAUUCCCAAUUUAAUCAUUGAGAUGCCUGAAGUAGGUACUAGCUUAGAUUGGCUUCCUGGAGUUUAUAGCUAAGACUUGUUUCCUGAAGGAGAUAAAGUGGCUUGGAAUCUGAUGGGGCUAUGACGAGUGGGCCCAGAGUUAGUUAGAGGAGAAAGAAAUUGUCUAACAAAUUGGUGAAGGGUGGAAUAUAUAGUGCUUAGGAAUGUGGGCUGUUUUCAUAUGGAGAAUUUCAUGUAAACAGUGGGGUAUGGGAAUUGGGAGGAGUGGUCCUCUAGGUAAGGCUAUUCCAGCCAUUAGUGUCUUUUGUUCCUGUGUUUUGCAUUACUGUAAGGCUGAUCUCAGCCAUUAGUGACAUUUUAAUUCUGUAC